Molecule: messenger RNA, 2232 nt
Organism: Drosophila hydei
Lineage: Eukaryota; Metazoa; Arthropoda; Insecta; Diptera; Drosophilidae
Product: proton-coupled amino acid transporter-like protein CG1139
Exons: 7
Coding region: 411-1862 (483 amino acids)
Biological process (GO): amino acid transmembrane transport
Cellular component (GO): vacuolar membrane
Molecular function (GO): amino acid transmembrane transporter activity
Source: RefSeq, a predicted model, not a curated record
GCGUUAACAACAAGGCGCACGCAGUCGCAGCUCGGAAAUUGAAAAUAAAAGCGCGCGACUUUUAAAUCGAAUUUAGUGACUACUUAAAAUAACCGUUAUUUACACUCACACAGGCAGCACAAAGCCUUUUUAAAACAAUUGACAUUGUGUAAAACGAAAUCAAUAAAAUUAAUUAAACUCAAUCUUUAGUGUUUACAAAUCGCGCACGACUUUCACGCGAUUUUCGUCCAGGCAUUUUGUGCGGGCGUUAAUUGACGCUAAGUUGCGAAACAAAGGAAUAAAAAAAAUAAAGAUUGAAAACCAAACAAUUCAUGUCAAUGUUAGACACAGACAAAUUGUCAAAGUCAACAAACCAAUAACAAAAUAUACUUCUUUCAAUAUAUAAUUCAAUUAGCAACAGUUGCGAGAAGAUGACGGACAAUAAGGCAUUUACGCCGGAUACGGCCGUCGCCGAACCGAAUACGGCGCGGUCUUCGAAUGCGAGCUUGAAGACAGAUGCCUUGCCGCCCGCCUAUAACACUGCGGUCGAAAGUCUAAAAGACUUAAACUCCAAAGCCAACUUGACAGAGAAGGAUCAACUGGAGGAGGCCGAGUACUGUCCGUUUGAACAUCGCGAUCCUAAUGGCGCCAGCGCUGGCGGGGCUUUGGCCCAUCUGCUCAAGAGUUCGCUGGGCACUGGCAUCCUGGCCAUGCCCAUGGCUUUUCACAAUGGCGGUUUGUUGUUUGGCGGCAUCAUGACACUCAUCGUCGGCUUUCUCUGCACGCACUGUGUGCAUAUUUUGGUAAAAACUUCACACAACAUUUGUCGCGAUGCGAAAGUUCCGGCUCUGGGCUAUGCAGAGACUGCUAAAACGGUGUUUGAAUAUGGACCCAAAGGGCUAAGACCCUAUUCCAAUUUUGCCAAACAAUUUGUGGAUAUUGGCCUGAUGGCUACCUACUAUGCCGCCGCCUGUGUCUAUAUGGUCUUCAUAGCGACCUCUUUCCAUGAUGUCAUUAACUAUGAUGCGGGUCUCAAAUGGGAUGUGCGCAUUUACAUCGGCUUUACGGUGAUACCCUGCCUAUUGAUAGGUCAGAUUAGGAACCUCAAGUGGCUGGUGCCGUUCUCCCUGAUGGCGAACGUGUUCAUUGUUGUGACCUUUAUCAUAACACUCUACUACAUGUUCGACCAGGAGCUUGACUUUAAGGAUAAGCCACUGAUUGCGCCUGCAGCCCAUAUUCCCCUCUUCUUUGCCACUGUCAUCUUUGCCAUGGAGGGCAUCGGCGUCGUCAUGCCCGUGGAGAACUCGAUGAGAAAGCCACAGCAGUUCCUUGGCUGUCCCGGCGUACUCAAUACGGCCAUGGUUACAGUUGUGGUACUCUAUGCAAUCAUUGGCUUCUUUGGUUAUGUCAGGUUUGGAGACGAAGUGCGAGGCAGCAUUACGCUAAAUCUGCCAGACGGCAGCUGGUUGGGCGACACAGCCAAGUUGCUGAUGGCCGUGGCUAUACUCUUUACCUAUGGUCUCCAGUUCUAUGUGCCCAAUGAGGUUCUCUGGCGUAAGAUCCAUCACAAGUUCCGGCCGGAGAAGCACAACAUUACGCAAAUUCUGCUACGUACUGGCAUCAUCCUGGUCAGCGGAGGUAUUGCAGCAGGUAUACCUAAUCUGGAGCCAUUCAUCAGUCUUGUGGGCGCCGUCUUCUUUUCGCUGCUUGGCAUUUUCGUGCCUAGCUUUGUGGAAACUGUGUAUCUGUGGCCCGAUCGUUUGGGCUUUUGCAAGUGGAAGCUGAUUAAGAAUAUAUUGUUGGGAAUUUUCUCGCUCCUGGCGCUUGUCGCAGGCUCUGCAGCCUCCAUCGAUGAGAUAAUCAAUCCCAAGGAGGAGGUGUAGCAAUUGUUGCCACAACCCUUGACUAGUAUUAAAUAAGAUGCAGGUGCUCCUACUGGCGAGCGAGUGUAUAGUACCAAGUGCAGCAGCCACAUACACAUACACAUACACCUCUAAACACCCUAGACACAACUCCCAAAUGGCCAUGUUGAACAUGGCCAAGCAGCUGCCGCUGGACUGCAUUGAAAAGUUGAUAUUAAUUCUUAAGCCUCAACACCAAUUCUGCACACAUAUGUUUGUCUUAUGUGUGUCUAGUAAGUACCUGCAUCUAACUGUUAUACAUUAUAUAUAUAGUUAUAUAUAUGUGUAUUUGUAUUUAAACUAAUGCCCAAUCCAUAGAAUUUAUAAUCUUAUUAAUUAAGUUAAAACAAAA